Messenger RNA from Cydia splendana, 907 nucleotides. RefSeq names its product alpha-tocopherol transfer protein-like. The transcript has 7 exons. Gene Ontology annotation, cellular component: membrane. Bases 6 to 878 code for a protein of 290 amino acids. The record is from RefSeq and is a predicted model, not a curated record. NCBI's taxonomy places the organism in Eukaryota, Metazoa, Arthropoda, Insecta, Lepidoptera, Tortricidae. Gene Ontology annotation, molecular function: phosphatidylinositol bisphosphate binding.
UAACAAUGGGGGAGCCGAAGGACCUUGACAAGCUACUGAUAGAGCUAAAAGAAUGGGUCGCCGCACAGCCUCACGUGCCUAAGGAUAUGGAUGACAAGCUGCUCCGCCGUUUCCUGCACAGCUGUUACUACGACAUGGAAAAGGCCCAGAAGGCCAUCGAAAGCUUCACGAGUCUUCGGGCGUCGACGCCGGAGCUCUUUGUGAAACGGGACCCAAUGUCGCCGCAAGUGCAGAAUGCCCUAAAAAUUGUGAACCUAGGCCAGGUAAAGGCACCAGGCAACCGCAACCUUUUCAUCUGGCAACUAAACGACCCUGGCCUCGAGAACUACGACUAUCUGCAGGAUGCCCGAAUGUUCUUCCUUAGCACAGACGCCUGGCUGCUUGAGGAAGAGAAUCUAGAAGAGCAUGACAUCGCCAUCUUGGAUGUUAAAGAUAUCACACUGAAGAUCUUGACUAAGAUAAACCUGUCUCUUGCGAAAAAACUGUCUAAAUAUCAGGAGGAAGCAAUGCCGAUCCGGCUAAAGCAGGUCCACGUGGUCAAUGCGCCACCCUUCAUCGACAAAGUGUUCUCAAUCAUGAAGCAAUUCAUGAACAGGGAUAUGAGCGAAAUGAUCCACUUCCACGUGCCCAAGUCAGAUACUCUAUUCAAGUACUUCAGCCGCGACGAACUGCCGAAAGAUUUCGGCGGUAACCUGGAAUCCUUGGAGUACUACAACAAUAGGCUGCAUAACGUCCUGCUAAAACAUAGGGAAAUUUUGAGCAAGGACGACCUUUGGAGAGCGCCCGAGAAGAAAUCCAAGAAAUCUAAAGGUUCUAAGAAAGAAUUAGUCGCCGACGUCCCAGAAGUGGAUUCAUUCCGGUCUCUUGCCAUAGACUAAAAAGACAAAACAUAGAGUCUGUAUCCGUC